Necator americanus (New World hookworm) is the source of this 303-nucleotide messenger RNA. RefSeq lists its product as uncharacterized. NCBI's taxonomy places the organism in Eukaryota, Metazoa, Nematoda, Chromadorea, Rhabditida, Ancylostomatidae. Bases 1 to 303 code for a protein of 100 amino acids. The transcript is spliced from 5 exons. The record is from RefSeq and is a predicted model, not a curated record.
AUGGAGAAUAGCGGUUACUUACGAAUACUAGUAGCUUAUCAAACUCUGUACAACCACUCCACUGACGAAAUCAAACCACGUGAGAAAAUACGCUGCCUGUCCCGCUUAAAUCGCCGAGAUCCUGAAGACGAAAAUUCUCCGAACGUAAUCGUGGUUCCGCACGUCCCCAGUUGUAAUAGUUUACUAGAGAUUCAACAACUCUCGUUGUGUUAUAUCACCACACGUGGAAUUCUGACAUUAAGUUCUGGUAGUUCCGGAUUUGGUUUUCUUUUCUGCAGUUCAAGUUCCGCUCCCCUUCACUGA